This is a messenger RNA of Anarrhichthys ocellatus (wolf-eel), 3134 nucleotides long. RefSeq names its product WD repeat domain 45B (gene wdr45b). The transcript is spliced from 10 exons. The record is from RefSeq and is a predicted model, not a curated record. Lineage: Eukaryota; Metazoa; Chordata; Actinopteri; Perciformes; Anarhichadidae. The coding region runs from base 130 to 1164 and encodes 344 amino acids. Gene Ontology annotation, molecular function: protein binding.
AGCAGCCUCCGUUGUUUUCCUGCUCUCUGCCCAGCAGACUCUGGAGGAAUGGUCGCGUUAGCCGGUUAGCUCUUCAGGCAGCAGCUGUAGGAUUUACGUUAUUUGGCUUUCGGUUGUUCUGUUACAAUAAUGAAUUUACUACCGACUAAUCCUCAUGGAAAUGGGCUCCUUUAUGCUGGAUUUAACCAGGAUAAUGGGUGCUUUGCCUGUGGAAUGGAGAACGGGUUCCGUGUUUACAACACAGAUCCUCUCAAGGAGAAGGAGAAACAAGAGUUCCUGGAGGGCGGGGUCGGCCACGUGGAGAUGCUGUUCAGGUGUAACUAUUUAGCUCUAGUGGGAGGAGGAAAGAAGCCAAAGUACCCAACCAACAAAGUGAUGAUCUGGGAUGACCUGAAGAAGAAGACGGUAAUUGAGAUUGAGUUCUCAACAGAAGUCAAAGCGGUGAAGCUUCGGCGUGACAGGAUUGUGGUUGUCCUGGACUCGAUGAUCAAAGUCUUCACCUUUACCCACAACCCCCAUCAGCUGCAUGUGUUUGAGACCUGCUAUAACCCCAAAGGUCUGUGCGUGCUGUGUCCCAACAGCAACAACUCCCUGUUGGCGUUCCCCGGGACUCAUUCGGGCCACGUGCAGAUAGUGGACCUGGCCAACACGGAGAAGCCCCCAGUCGAUAUCCCCGCCCACGAGGGGGCGCUGUGCUGCAUUGCUCUCAAUCUGCAGGGCACGAGGAUAGCUACGGCGUCAGAGAAAGGGACCCUCAUUAGAAUUUUCGACACAUCCGCGGGUCAGCUCAUACAGGAGCUCAGACGAGGCUCUCAGGCAGCUAGCAUCUAUUGCAUUAAUUUCAACCAGGACGCGUCCCUCAUCUGCGUGUCCAGUGACCACGGCACAGUGCACAUCUUUGCUGCAGAGGACCCGAAAAGGAACAAACAGUCGAGUUUGGCAUCAGCCAGCUUUCUUCCCAAAUACUUCAGCUCCAAGUGGAGCUUCUCCAAGUUCCAGGUCCCGUCGGGCUCUCCCUGUGUGUGUGCCUUCGGGACGGAGCCCAAUGCCGUCAUCGCCAUUUGUGCUGACGGCAGCUACUACAAGUUCCUCUUCAACCAGAAAGGGGAGUGUGCCAGGGAUGUGUACGCCCAGUUCCUGGAGAUGACCGAUGAGAAAAUAUGACCUUUGAUCCACCUGGAGACUUGACACGCCUGUUUUUUUUUUUUUUGUUUGUUUUCUUUUUUUUUUUUUUACAUUUUUUAUUAUUUUUGAGAAGAGGUCCCACACUGCACUUCUCCUUAUCGUGACAGACUCUGUAAAGAGCAUCAGAUGACGGGAGCAGAGACUUAAUCAACGGAUGGAAGCACCAAAAGGACGCAGACUUCUGUCUCUCUCAGACUCCUGAGGAUGGUCUCUGAACAGAGGGACUCGGCUUGUCCCCCAAACCAAACACUAGAGAGAAGAGCGAAAGUUCUUUCUUUGAAUGGACAGCGUGCCGCUUUUUAAGACGUCUUCCGAGGAAUUUACAAAGGCUGGUUAUUUUUAAUCACACGGAUGAUUCUGAUAGUUAGACGGAUUGAAACUAUUGAGAUUUUUGUCGACUAACACCACCUAACCGAACCGUAGGGAGUGCCUCGAGACUGGAGAUAAACUGUAUGUGUGCACAUAUUAUUGUUGUCAUAUGCGUGUGUUUGUGUAUAUGCCUAUGUACCAUAUUAGUUGUUCGCAGAGGAGAAUCCGAAUGGUCCUGCGCUGUGAAGCCUCACCUUAGUAUUACUAGAUUUUCUUAUAUUCACUGUAUAAACACAAUGCGCCAGACUGAACUUCUAAUUCAAAACAACUGUACAGAAUAGUAGCAGGAAAAAAAUUAACACAUAUUUUUGUUUGCCUCGUCCUUUUUUUUUUUUUUUUUUUUUUUUUUUCUUUCAUACAUUGUGCAAUAUGUUUUCCCUAAUUGCUUUUUUGUUAAGAGCUUGUGAAAGUUGACUGUUGUUUUUACCUGAACUAAAAAAAAAAAAAGCUUAAAGAAAUAGUUUGACACUUAUUGGGAGAUGAUUAACUUUGUUGCUGAGAGUUGGAUGAGAACAUUGACACAGCGCUGUACGCUGAAUAUGAAGCUGCAACCAGAAGCUGGUUAUGUUAUGUUAGCUUAGCAUAAAGACUGGAAGCAGCUCAUCUGGCUCUGUCUGUCUCUAACAAAGGAUAUACUAACCGGCACCUCUAAAUCUUACUUACUGUCUUUUUUGGUUAAUCCUGAAAAGUUGUGGCACUACAGCGAUUAUAAGCCUGUUGUUUGGCUGUAGAGCAGUGACAUCCUAAAGUUUAGUUUUCACGCUUUUUUUUUUUUUUUUUUUUUUUUAAAGGAGAUGUGUGUUAAUUGGACAGAGCCAGGCUAACCCCAUGUUUCUGGUCUUUAUGCUAAGCUAACCGACUGCUAGCUUUAGCUUCAUAUUUAGAGUGCUAUUGAUCUUCCCAUGCAGCUCAGCAAGAACGCCAAUGAGCUCAUUUCCCAAAGUGUCUCUCUAUUUCUUUAAGAGUUUGUGAAAGUGUUCCAUCUUAAACCAUCAAAACCUGAUCUAUUGGCUGAGAUCCAACUGUGAAAAUCAGAAUAUUUUUGAACUUGGUUGAAGACCUUCAUGUUUAAUGGUGAUCCAUUAUUAAAUCUCCUGAAUGGUGAUUGGUUGCUUCUCGUUGGCCAGUGUGGCUCUCCAGUCACAGCGAUAUUUGUUUAAAUCCUGACAACGCGUGUUCCCACUUGUGUCCGUGUAUCUCCGUAAAGUGCUUGACCACGCCCCCUAACGGCGUUGAUAAAAUCAAACGAUGCUAAUCAGGGACUCUGAAGUGCUUUGUUGAAGCCUGUGGCCAUAAACAGGAGAUCCGCUCAGUGUGGAGCCACCACAAUGGAACUGUGUUAAUGUAGAAUCACUUUUCUUUCCAUUUGUCACGGUGAUUGACAGAUUUGUUGGUGAUUCGGUGCAAAAAAUUUUGGUUUGUGUUGCUUUCGGCAUCAGAUUGUACAAUUGCCACGUGGUGGUUACCGACCACAGUGGUGAUGCUGCACAAACUGAAAAGCCAACUUGUGUCUGACACACUCGGAAUGAUUGUAAAAACCUGCGUUUAAAUUUGUGAAUAAAAUUUAACAUCUGCUUUUA